This is a messenger RNA of Microplitis demolitor, 4048 nucleotides long. RefSeq names its product synaptic vesicle glycoprotein 2B. The transcript has 5 exons. The record is from RefSeq and is a predicted model, not a curated record. Gene Ontology annotation, biological process: transmembrane transport. Gene Ontology annotation, molecular function: transmembrane transporter activity. NCBI's taxonomy places the organism in Eukaryota, Metazoa, Arthropoda, Insecta, Hymenoptera, Braconidae. Gene Ontology annotation, cellular component: membrane. Bases 324 to 2624 code for a protein of 766 amino acids.
AGUAGUAAUUAGUGCUAAUGGCCAGUAAUAAUAUUUAAUCCAUUAUAAGAUGAAAUUUUUUAUAAAAUUAAUGAUUACGUACGGGUUGUAAAUUAUUAUUAAUUAUUGAUUAAUUAAUUAAUUAAUACUAUAGUUAAAUAUUUUUAAAUUACAAUGAAUAAAAAAAAGAAGUCUAAAUCGAUUUUAAUUUAUUUUAAAAAUGAUUUUUAUUAAUAGAUAAUUAAAAAUAAUGUAGUUUUUAAAUAAAAUAAUUAUAAAAAUUGUAUUUUAAUUAAAUAAAAUCACUGUGAGAAUUAAAUUAUCACUUUACCAGAUGAGUGGUAAUGAAGGUGAUGUCACCCCCAUUGGAGGAGGAAACUCUGUCGCUUGUUGGCGACAGAAAAUCCAGUGGUCUAUUACAGGAAAAGGGAAUUAUCAGCAGCCGAGGUGGGGGUGGUGGCAGGUUUGGAAUCAGAAGUCAUACAAGAAUGUAUACUGAAGAAAGUAAUCAUCAAAUGGCUAGCGAAAUGACAUCAACUAACUCUACUAGCAUCACCAACACCACGACAGCUAUGGCAGCAACCACAACAAAUUCAGUUACAGCAAUAACUUCUCCAGCUACAACGUCUGUGAUUGAGACUGAUGGCAGUGGUGAAAAAGUUUGUGGAGUAAGUGAAAAAACUGGUGGGGGUGUUGUUACAUUUGCUGAUUCUGCAGAGUAUGAUUUGAUUGAUUCUACAAAUAUUGAUGAUAACUUGCUUGGGCAAUUUCAUGAAGAUGCUAUAAAACAGGCCGGUGUUGGUUACUUUCAAAUAUUCGCAGCAUUAUGCACGGGUCUUAGUCUUGCAGCAGAUACCGUUGAAUUUUUUGUCGUACCUUAUAUAUUACCAAGUGCGGAAGUUGAAUUAUGUAUCAAGGACAAUGAAAAAGGAUGGUUGGGAAAAAUAACACUAGUUGGUCUUGCACUUGGCGGAAUCGGAUGGGGUGGAUUGGGUGAUCGCAUUGGACGUCGUAGAGCAUUACUGUCAGCUAUGUCAGUUCAUAUUAUUUUUAGCGGUGUAGCGACUUUUAUGCCUACCUACGGAACAUUUAUGACUGCACGAUUUAUUUCAGCCAUGGGCGUUAGCGGUGCAAUACCAUUGGCAUUUGUCUAUAUCGCCGAAUGCUGUCCGCACAUUAGUCGUUCAAAAUGGACCAGCAUUUUAAUAAGUGCUGGUGCACUUGGUGGUGUCUAUGCUGCACUAUUAGCUUGGAUCGUAGUACCAACAACUGGUGAAAUGGUCGUACUAGAAAACAAAGAACACUUUAGCGCUUGGCACAGAUUUUUAUUGAUGUGUUGGAUACCGGCUGUCUGUGCGACAAUCAGCCUAAUAUUCAUACCAGAAAGUCCACGUUAUUUGAUAGAAGCCGGUCAUGAUGUUGAAGCGAUGAUGGUUUAUCAGAGAAUAUACAAGAGUAAUACACGUAAAAACAUAACCGGUGCUGGUGCGAUAACAGCAACAACACAGUAUCAAUUAUCUGAAUUAGAAUUACCAACUAAAAGACCUCGAAGACGUGGACACUGCAGCGGAACUUGUUCACCACCUUCUCCAUCAUUGUCUAACAGUGUUAAUGGUAAUAAUCAUAAUCAUCAUCAGUGCAGUAAUAGUACCAGUGGUGUACUUGCAGACAUAACUUAUUCAAUACAAGUAUUUUGCAAUUCAUUUAUUGAAUUAUUUUCAUCAUCAUUUUUACGUAUAACUGUAACACUUUUGAUAAUAUGGUCAGCUGUUGGUUUUGGAUUAUACGGAUUACUUCUCUGGUGUCCAGAGUAUCUAAAAGUUAUUCGUUCAGUGGAAUAUGAGCAGGAUACGAUACGUUUAAUAAAUAAAGAAUAUAUAAAUCAAACUUUUACAUCAUCAUUAGAAAAUCGUUGGUAUAAAAAUUCAAUAUUUAUAAACUGUAAAUUUACUAAAAUGGUAUUUAGUCAUGUUGAUUUUGACAAUUGUACAUUUAAAUCCGUCGAAUUUAUCAGCAUCAAAUCAAGCAAAACCCAUUUUGUUGAUAGUAUUAUUGUUAACUCGAAAUUUCUCGAUACUGAUUUAUCAGCUAAAAUUUUUAAUCGGUGUGUUAUGGAAAAUAAUACGAAAUUGAGUGUUAUAAGUCCGUGUCCGACAUUGGAUCUUGAUUAUAAUAUUUAUAUUGAAGAAGCACUUCAUGGACAUUUGGUAGCUCAAAUUGUUAUCGUUGUUGCUGCGGCAUUUACGGGAUACUUUAUACUUACAGCAACAUUUCAACGCCCUAAAAUAAUUGGUUUAUCAUUACUCGUAUUUAUAAUUGCCGUAGUAUGCAGUUUAAUACUCAUCAUAAGUAAAAAUAGUGCAUUAGCAGUACUAGGAUUCGAAGGAGGUUUUAUAGCCAUAUUUGCAAUGAUCUGGACUAUCUUAACAUUCAUAACAAUUGAAUUAUUUCCAACCCACUUGCGCUGUACCGCAUUCGGACUCAUGGCAGCAGGAUUCAGAAUUUUCGGAUUAAUCGGCACUGCUAUUUAUCAAACUAUCGUCAGUGCUCAUUUAAUAAUACCACCUUUACUUACAGUAUUUACACUAGCUAUUGUAAGUAUCGCAACAUUUUAUCUCCCAAAUACAAAUAAUGUCUUUUUAUAGAGUUAUUUAAAUUAAUUAUUAAUAAAACAAUAAUUAAAAGCACAGUAGUAAAAAAAUAUAUAUACAUACAUUUAUAUAUCGUACGCACAUGAUGCGAAUAAGCUAGUGAAAGAAAAAAACCAAAGAGUGAAGACUAAUGUAAGUAAAUUGUAUAAAUGUCGAAUAGUUAUCGAAGGCAAAAAAAAUACUGAUCCAUUUCUUCUUAUAAUAAUUAAUUAUAUCAAUUAAAUAUCAGAUGAAAAUAUUUACAUAACAUUGUAAUUAAUAUAUCAUAAAUUUUAGUUAAUAUUUAAAUAUAAUAAUGAUAAUAAUAAUAAGCUCAAUUAUAAUGAUAAAGUAGUAAAAGAAUGUACUUUUAAUGCUUGCCAUAAUUAAACUUAAUUAUAUACGUAAUUAAUAAAACAAAAACUUUGCGAUCAAUUUAAAACUCUACACACGUACACACAUAUCAUAUAUGUAAAUAUUGAUAAUAUAAUUUAAAUGAUAAUAUUUGUCUUCGCCUUAAAAGCGAAUUUAAAUGGAAUGAAAAAAAAUGAUAGUCAAUUAAAAAAAAAAAAAUGAUAUUGAAAAGAUGCUAUUUGUACUUUGACUAAAAAUUAAUUUAUAAUUAUUUUUAAUAGUUUUAAACUAUUUUUACCUGCGCGUUGUGUCAUUUUUUUAUAUAUGUAUAAUAUAAGGAAAUAUAUGCACGGUUGUAUGUGUAAAUAAUAUACACAAAAAAAAAUUAAAUAUAAAUGCUGUUUUAUUAUGUACACAAUUAAUUAUGUAUAAAUUAGCGCAGCUUAUUUUUUUAGGCGCGCGAUUAUUUGAUUUUUAAAAAAAAGUUUAAUAACAAUAUUGUAAUAAUUAUUAUUAUAUUAUUAUUAAAAUGACAAAUACGCAAUUUAUGUAUAUAGAUAAAGUGAAAACUGGUAGUUGUUGAUACAUUUUGAUGAUUAUUAUAAAUAAAAGUAGUAAACAGCUGUAUAUUAUUUUGACGUAAUUGUAUUACUUUUAAAUCUACAAUUAUAAUAAUAGGAAUAAUAAUCAAUAAAUAAUUUAUUAUACGUAGUUACUAUUUAUGUAUAAUGUAAUCAUUAUAAAAGCUAGAUUGUAUACUUUUAUGGUAAAAUAAUUUGUUUAGACCCUCUUAUCACGCUAAGCGUAAUGUAGGCCGACUUUCGUGGGUAUUCUCUUUCUAUUUUUUUUUUUUUUUAUAUUACUAUUAUUAGUAUUUAUAUAAAUAUCAUGUACAAAGUUUGUCAUUUAAUUUACGAUAGAUAAAUUAUUGUUUUAUUUAAAUCUCGUAGUUAUCAUCAAUCAUCACUGAUAUAUUUUAAAUAUGUAAACAAUACGAGAUAAUGCUCAUUCCAUUGCGCAACAAGCAAAAAUUAUUUUGUUUAUAAAUGCAAACAGUACUAAAGCUCUUAAAUUAUAAUUUCCAC